This is a messenger RNA of Salvia hispanica, 1721 nucleotides long. The record is from RefSeq and is a predicted model, not a curated record. Lineage: Eukaryota; Viridiplantae; Streptophyta; Magnoliopsida; Lamiales; Lamiaceae.
AGCUGAAAUGUCAAUCUCCGCCGCCAUCCACCGAACUCUCUUCAAAGAGAAGGACGGCGGCGGCGGUGGAGCUCUCUCCUCCCCGCUUCCUCAGCUUCUUAAUUUGGCAAUCGCUCCAAUCAACCCUCAUACUCUUCCUCUCCAAAACCCUUCUUCUUUCCCCCUUUACUAAAUACCCAUUUCCCCCCAUUUUUCUAUCCCUACUCUACUUCCUUGGCUUCCAUUUGUCUCUCUUCGUAUUCUCCGUCUCCCUCUUUUCUUCUCCGCAUCCUCUGCAGUUCGCCACCCCUCUCGAAAUCUCGCUUUCGUUUAUUCGCCUAAUUUUUGUUUCCGGAGGCGAGCAGAGCUUGCUGAGGACCAGGGUCAGAGUGUCGUUGAGCUUCGUUCUGUUUGUGUGCCUCUGUGCUGUGGCCGGCGCGGUUUCGGCGAUUUCUGUUUGCUGGGGUUGUGAUGCUUAUUAUGAUGCUGAUUCGGGUUAGAUUAGGGUUGGUGUUUUGGGGUUUAGGGGUUUCGUAGUCGGAUUGAUUUAUGGCUUGCAUUAUGUGUAUAAGCAACGGUGUGUUUUCAGGUUUCCGAUAAUUCAGUGCCCUCCGUUCUUCAGCUACAAAAUGGGGCUUCCCUUGUCUAUUAGAAGGGCUUUAAGGUUUUCAGCUGUUGGCUUUGCACUAUCUGGGAUACUAUCUUUUUUUUUUGCCUAAUGAGUACAAGAGUCAAGGUUCAGUUGGAAAGUUCGUUGUCGAGCAGGUUCUACAUACCAAGAGAUUUGUAUUUGCGCCCCCAAAAGGAUCAGCAGCAGCAGAAACAAAUCCAAGUGAACCGCUCCUGGCCACAAUUGAAGAAAGCACCCCUAAUUCACUUUUGCAGUAUCUUGCUUAUCUUGAUCUCUGCAUGGUGUGUGAGAAUAGUGUUGAUUCAUGCCUUCUUUGAGGAGACUGGUGAGACUUAUAGAAGAGUUGUAGCUGCUUGCCUACGGCCUCUGGAACACUUCACCCAGAAACUAGCUGAAGGUCUAGAGUGCUCUUCAGCUGAUAAGUCGAUGCAACUAUCUGACCAGUUAACUUCACCAACGGAACGGCUUGCUGUUCUGAAACUCAAUGUCUCAUUUUUUGAUGCACAGAGUGAACUGUGAAGAGAGCAUUUGUUUCAACAUGUUAUAAGAAAGGCAUGAUUAUUGCAUGUUGCACUCACUUACUGUCAACUCUGGCAGAAGGGAGUCAACAGCAGGUGCAAUGGGGGAAAUAAGAGGGAGCCCUCUGUAUGCAGAAGCUUAUUCAAUGGCUGAUCUCCUGAAAACUUCAAUUUACUGCAUUGCAUCUGCUUUUCAGAAUGAGAUGCUGAGCUGUGGGAAAGCAGGGCUUCUUGAGAAGGAAUGGAUCAUUAGCAGUAAACCGCUUUAUGGAACUCAAGAGCUCCUCCUACACAAAUUGAGACUUUUCUUGGACCACCAGGCAAACUAGUGCCUCAACUGCGCGAGCUCUGAAACAUGUUUUGCUGCCGAGACAAAUUCUUGAGAGGCAACAGUGUGGGGGGUUUUCUUCCCCUUAAACGAGGAGUAUGUGGCUGACCUGUGCAUUUUUUGAUUGCGAACUGUAUCACUAGAGAAGUAAUCACCUGUAGAGGAAUCAUGAUGCCCAAGUGUGUGUUGAAUAUUUUCUGCACUGUAAAAUAUCAUGUUAAAUUGGAAGAGAGAAGUUUUUUCUAAAAAAUUUUCUUGUUUUUCA